AUGAGUGCUGAAGAAAGUAAUCUUAUUUUAGAUGAAGUUACUGGAGAAAAAGCGGCAGCGAAAACUGCUGAUGUAGCUGCAAAACCUGCGAAAACCGAAAAUGAUGAGGCUUCAGAAGAAAAUUUGAAUCCAAAUCAAUAUUUUGAAAUUCGGUCAAAGUCUAUCAAAAAACUUCGUGAAACUUGUAAUCCAAUUCCUUAUCCACAUAAAUUUCAUGUGGAUAUUUCAAUUCCUACUUUUAUUGAAAAAUAUGGCCAUCUUGAACCUGGUCAACACUUAAGCGAUGUAGUUCAAUUGGCUGGACGAAUUCAUAACAAAAGAGCUAGUGGAUCUAAACUAAGAUUUUAUGAUUUACAUGGUGAAGAUUCCGAACAAAAUUUUGCCGAAAUACAUGAUUUGAUUCGUCGUGGCGAUAUUGUAGGUGUGCGUGGCUGCCCUGGAAAAUCAAAGAAGGGUGAAUUGUCAAUUUUCCCAAAGGAAGUUGUACUCCUUUCUCCUUGUUUGCAUAUGUUACCAAAAGAAUAUUAUGGGUUUAAGGAUCAAGAAACACGUUACCGUCAACGUUACCUUGAUUUAAUUAUGAAUAAUGUCGUUAGAGAAAAAUUUAAC
Dentiscutata erythropus is the source of this 609-nucleotide messenger RNA. The record is from the annotation of a GenBank genome assembly. NCBI's taxonomy places the organism in Eukaryota, Fungi, Glomeromycota, Glomeromycetes, Diversisporales, Gigasporaceae.